AUGGGAAGUCUACCUGUGACCUGCAAGGAAGACACCCGAAGCACGCCUGCAAACCGGCGGGUGCUUUCAGGGACUAAGGAACCAUGGCUUCUCGCGCCCCCAGGAUGCUGGCGGUGCUCCUGGUGCUCCUCGCAGGGACAGCUUCCGGGAUCAAGUUCAAGGGCUUCGGAGGCGGCGGCGGCAAGAAGGGCGGCGGCGGCGGAGGCUACGGGGGCGCCCGUCUAUCUGAUCCCCGUGAAGAUCCCCAUCUACCAGCCGUACAGCGGGCACGGCCUCGGGGGCGGGUACGGCGGGGGCGGGCACGGAGGUGGAUUCGGAGGUGGACACGGAGGUGGAUUCGGAGGUGGAUUAGGAGGCGGACACGGAGGUGGAUUCAUUGACGACCACGGGCAUGGCGGCGGAGGAGGUGGAUACGGAGGUGGAGGUGGACGUGGAGGUGGAAUCGGAGGUGGACAUGGAGGUGGAUUCGGAGGUGGAUUAGGAGGAGGACAUGGAGGUGGAUUCAUUGAUGACCACGGGAUUGGCGGCGGAGGAGGUGGAUACGGAGGUGGACAUGGAGGUGGAAUCGGAGGUGGAUUCGGAGACGGUGGUCACGGAGGUGGAUUCGCGGCCGGAUUCUCGAAUGGCGGAGGCGGAGUGGUGACCUCAUCUCACGGAGGAGGUGGUGGAGGAUACCACAAGUAGAGGAUCGUCAAGACUCCUCAUAUUCUUCUUUUGUUUUCUUUCUUUCUUUUGAGUAUUUCCUUUUUUCAAAAGUUUUUCAAUAAAAAGUUAUUAC
This is a messenger RNA of Penaeus vannamei (Pacific white shrimp), 778 nucleotides long. Lineage: Eukaryota; Metazoa; Arthropoda; Malacostraca; Decapoda; Penaeidae. The record is from RefSeq and is a predicted model, not a curated record.